AUGAAAACUGCAUUUAACCGUGCAAAAGAACUAGUUAUUAAUUUGAAUAUAUUACCUUCAUUAAAGGAAUGCAAUGCUUGUGAACUUAAUGGUUUAAGUAAAAAUAUAUCUGAUAGUAUUAGAUUCAACAUUAAUUCGGAUAAUUAUUUAGCAACGGAUUCAGAUUCUUCAUCAGAUUCUGAAUCUGAUUAUGAUGAUGAAGCAAUGGAAAGUAAUGAAUUUGAUAGUGAUCUAAUCAAUGUGGAUGAAGAAGAUAAAGAUGCGGCAAUGACACGAAACUUUGAUGAAAUUAAAACUGAGAAAAUAAAUUUUACUGGUAUGCGUAUAUUCGAUUCGAUUAAUCCAGCAAUGAAAAACUCCUAUUUUCAAGUGCAAAUAAAUAACAAGACUAAAUUUAUAUACAAGCAAACGGCUUGUUGGUUAUUGACCGACAAAGUUAGCCGUUUAUCGACUGAUAGAUUAUUACGAGUGAUAAAAACAAACAAAAAGGAUUGAAAAUCUUCAUCACAUUGAUUUGGAUAGAUGGAAAAUUUCUUAUAACAAUAAACCACUUCAUUCAAAAAGCAUUCACUUAUUAAUUAUCAUGUUUUCUAAGAUCAAACAAGCUUGAAUUUUUUCCAGUGCAUUAAAAAGAAACAAUAAAAAGUUCAUCUUUCUACUAAAAUAAGACCGUCGAAAACAAGACAAUUUCAUUGAUUUCUUGUGAAUUUUCAUGCAUGAAAUGUAUUUCAAAGCUUUCAGAAGACUUCAAGAGACUUUGAAAGACUUUGAAAGACUUCCAAGACUUCAUGAGACUUCAGUCGUGAAGUCUCCGCUGUUUCCCCCUUGCUUAUUCUUUUAAUUUGAAUCGAUAUUCUGCGUCCUUUUCACAUUCAUUAGAUAACGAAUGAUGGUGAUCAUCACAUUGAGCACAACGAACCAAAUUCGAACAAUCAUGUGUUUGACCAUCAAUAAGAUUAUUAAGACAGAUACGACAACGAGGGUGUACCAGAUUACAUUUAUCUCUCAUAUGACCUAAACGCCAACAUCGAGUACAGUAUGUCAUUCGAUUUCCGGCGAGGAAGGGAGUAAUAGUGCAGAAUGUAUUUCCAAUCGAUAUUCGACCUAAUUUUAGUGUUGAAUUAUAUUCACAUAAAUCUUUAACAAUAAAUCGAAAGUCAUUUGUUCUUCAUUGAAAAUGACACUGAAUACGUCUAACAUUUUCGACUGAUUGAACCAUAUAUUCGUCAUUGUACUGGAGGGGUACAUAACGAACAACAAGAGCAAAGGAAUCGAGAAUAAAUUUCGGUUUAAUUACGGUAAUAUUAAUAUUAUUGAUUUGUGACGGCCAUUUAUCAGUAGAUAUUAAUGUUGCGUACGACUCUUCGCUGUUUAUUCCUAACUUUAAUUUAUUGCUAGCAUGAUCAACGAGACAGAACGUUAU
This is a messenger RNA of Rotaria sp. Silwood1, 1423 nucleotides long. NCBI's taxonomy places the organism in Eukaryota, Metazoa, Rotifera, Eurotatoria, Philodinida, Philodinidae. The record is from the annotation of a GenBank genome assembly.